Penicillium subrubescens is the source of this 1497-nucleotide messenger RNA. RefSeq names its product SET domain-containing protein. Gene Ontology annotation, biological process: peptidyl-lysine monomethylation. Gene Ontology annotation, molecular function: protein-lysine N-methyltransferase activity. NCBI's taxonomy places the organism in Eukaryota, Fungi, Ascomycota, Eurotiomycetes, Eurotiales, Aspergillaceae. The transcript has 4 exons. Bases 1 to 1497 code for a protein of 498 amino acids. The record is from RefSeq and is a predicted model, not a curated record. Gene Ontology annotation, cellular component: nucleus.
AUGAGGCGGGAAUAUUACCCGACAGAUUCCCUCCCAGCGUGGCUCCGCCUCAAUGGAGUCACUGCAAAUGGAGUUGCUUUCCGAAAGUUUGGCUUGGCCGAAAAUGAUGCAGACAAGGGCAAUGCCAUCGUCGCAACAGAAUCGAGAACUAGCAAGGAAAGCGACACACAGCCGGAGGUCCUCCUUCGAGUACCAUCCGACCUGGUACUAUCACUAGAAGCUGUACAUGGUUAUGCCAAGUAUGAUGAGCACUUGCGCCAGGUGUUGGAUGCAGUCGGUGAAUUUGGUACGACAGCGAGGGGUGCUAUCAUGAUAUUCCUUCUCUUCCAAAUAUCUCAUUCAAGUCUAGAUAUGCCUAUACACAUUGGUGUAUCGAAUCCCUGGACGGAAUACGUCAAGUUUUUCCCUUCAUCGUUUCCUUUGCCCACCUUCUACUCUGCCGAAGAACUGGAGCUGCUAAGAGGCACUUCGCUUGCAGUCGCAGUAGAGGAAAAGGCUGCAUCUCUAGAGCGGGAGUAUGAGCAUAUUCGUCAUUCUACUGAAAGCAUUCAUUGGUGUCAGCAAUGCUGGUGGGAUGAGAAGUCUGGUAAAUUCUCUAUGGACGAUUGGCGGUACAUUGAUGCUGCUUAUCGGUCUCGCAUGGUGGAUUUGCCGGGAUGGGGGCACUCGAUGGUUCCUUGUAUCGAUAUGGCGAAUCAUGUGGCCGGCAAGGACGUGAAGGCAUUGUAUGAUGUUGAUUCGGACAGGAACGCUAUUCUUCAAUUGCGUUGGGGCCAGAGUAUACAGCCUGGAGAUGAGGUGACUAUUUCAUAUGGCGAUGAAAAAUCUGCAUCUGAGAUGCUAUUCUCAUAUGGAUUCCUGCCUGAAGACCUGUCCGAAACCAAACAGGUGGUCUUGGACAUGGCCCUGCCGGAUGAUGACCCGCUUGGGGUAGCCAAGAACAUGUUCUGUCGCAGGACUCCUGGGCUCAAGAUCUCUACAGAAGACAGCUUAGAUGAAGGCUUACCAGCGACAGCAUCAGACGUCACCUGGGACAGCCCACUCGUCUGGUGGGCAUGUGUAAACGAAGAAGACGGCUUAUGCAUCGGCGUCGCUCAAAAGACAGACGGCACAAAGGAACUCGAAGCAAUUUGGAACGGCAAAAAGAUCGAAUCCCCCGAUCAACUUCGAGGGCUUCUCGCAGCGGAUCCACUAUGGGACAUCUUCCAGCUGCGAGCUGCAGUACUGGUCCUUGAACGAGUGGAGACUCAGCUAUCUCUGCUUCAUCAGACAGAACAAAUAUUGGAGAAUCUUCGUGAGAAUCAGGAUCUUUUCGAGACACUUUUCAGACCUGAGGUCCUAGGCCUAGUCUCUCAGUUACGAAUAGUUGAAGGGGCGCUGUUGCAAAGAGUGGUUGAGAGUCUUAUGGAUCAAAAAACCGAGUUGCUGGAAUCGGAGACUGUAUUGGCCUACCUCACCCAACAAGCUCAGGUAGAGGACGUCGAGGAUUUCUCAUAG